UUCCAUGAAAGAUCGAUAUUUAUUUUACGGAAUAUUUUCUUUUCCGAACGAGAUAGAAUCUGUAUACAAACCGUAUAUUUCGCGAAAGGCAUCGUUUCAUCGAAAGACAUCAUCACGGAACACGUUUCUAUGGUAUAUCGCGCUUACGUGAUGCUAGAAGUUUCAGGUGUCAUUUAUUGUAAAUAGUUCAGAUUAGAUUUUAUCGUAUUACAAUAAGAGAGCAAGGAAUAUAGAAGAGGAAUGGAAAAAAGCAGGGGAAAAAAAGGAAAGGAUUGGCGUACAGCGAUCUCUACAGGAGCGACGCCGUCCGCGAAUAAAAUUCAAAAUAAAAGUUAACCCUGAAGCACUAAUGAAUUUAUCGCAUCAACACUCGAUAGAUCGAUUUUCUCAUAAGUAAAAGAUUAACGAAGUUGUUCCAUAUUUUUUAUUAGCUGUAACGUAACAUCGAAUCACAAAAGUUGGGUUAAAGAAACGUGGAAUGGAAGGUGAAUUUUGAUUGGUCACGAUUUACAUUUUCCCAUAAUUGAAUAUUGAAUGUUGCACCUUGUAUAUAUAUGAAUUUAGUGCUACAGAGUUGGCUAGCUUCGCGACCAAUCAGAAUCAUUCUACUUUGCCGCGAAUAGCUCAGUCGACUUUAAGAAGCGGACGAGUGAAGAUGCGAUGCGAGAACGAUCCGCGUAAAAUCGAAUAUCGUCGUUUCUAUUUCCGAAUAUUUUACAAAAAAUCGAUUCACGAAGCGUGAUUUUCAAUCGUAAGUGACAUCCAGAUGUGAAUCAUUAAUUGUGUCGUAAUUUAUUGCGAAAAGAUUACUUCCGAUCGGUGACUAGUGGAACUUCGAAAUGUGAGAAAAUGUUUCUCCACGUUGGAACAACGGUCGAUGUAUCGUACAGUAAAAAACAAUCAUGUAGUUUACAAUCAUCGAGUGUAUCGAAGAUAUUUUGUAGCUCGUCAACGUCACGAAUGUCAACAUCCACAAUUGUCGCUCGAAAGUUAUCACAUCAUGUUUGCAACGCUAAAAAAUAAAAUACGAGAAGAAAUAGGGAGUGACGUGUCAACUGUCGUUAGAAAUGCCGGCAAUGUGCGUGCUAUUAAUUCGAGGCAUAUGUCUCAGACGGGAUCUACAAGUAGUAUUAGUGGAUCUCAAAUUUCAUUAGAUGGUUCACGUGAAGAAAACACAACCUCACCUUCUCCACCUGUCUCAUUAAAAAAAGAUAGCUUUGAUUUUAAAUUAAAUGAUAAUAUGCAACUCUCUGCUAAAGAUAUUAAAAAACUUGAAAACAGAGAAGAUGAAUGGCGAAAAAGAUUGGCAAAAAAAGAGACAGAAUUGAUGAAACGAAUGGAAAAAAAAGAAGAGGAAUGGAAAGUAAGACUUUUUGAAAAAGAAAAAGAAUGGAAAAAAGUAGUUGAAAAACAGGAAAAAGAUAAGAAUAAAUUAGAAGAAGAAUUAAGAGACAUUCAAAAUACAAAACAUUCGUUGGAAUUAGCUCUUAAAGAUGCAGAAGAAUACAAAAAAAAAUUAUAUACUUUUCAAGAAGAUGCAGAACAAUUAGAAGGUUUUCAAACUCAAGAAAUGGCAAAAAUAAAACACUUAUUAUUGGCAAAAGAACAAGAAGUGGAAGAAAAAACACAUCAUUUAAAAGCAGCCAUUGCAGAAAUUGACAGUUUAAAAAGUGAAGUUUCUCGUCUUAGAAGAUAUGAAGAUGAAUUAAAUAAUGUACAGGAUGAAAUGGAAACACUACGUCAUUCUACUCAGCGCGAGAGAGCUCAACUAUCCUGUCAACUGGCACAAACUGAAGAGGAAGUACGUCACUUAAAAGAUAAAGUUUUUGUAUUAGAACAAAGAGUCGCUUUAGAGAGUAAUGAUCAAGUAACAGUGGAUGAAAGAAUAGCUGAUCUUAUGAGAGAAAGAGCGUUGUUAGAAAGAAAGUUAGAAGAAGCUCACCUUCAUUUAUCCGAUAUAAAAACUAGUUGGUCAGGAAAAAUAUCUAGCUUGGAGACACAAGUUGGGAGACUUAGCAGGCAAGCUGGUGAAGAAGGUUUGGAAAGAAGACGAGUCGAAGAAGAAAGUGAAAAACUGAAGCAAAGGAUCAAGCAGCUAGAAGCUGAAAUAGAGGUGAACAAUGUUGUCAUGGCGACGAAAGACGCCAAGCUUUUGCGCAUGGCAGAGGACAUCGACGAGAUGGCCACGGAACUAAAAGAGCUCCGGGCCAGCGUCGAUGAUGAGGUGGACGAAUUUAAACGACAAAUUGAAUCAUCAUCAAAGCAGAUAACUCAGUUAAAGCAAGACUUGGAAGAAACAACAACAAAACUUUCAACUGCUAAUUCAGAAUUAGCUCAUAUUCGUUUGACUCUAGAAGGGGAACGAAUGAAUAAUUCAUCUCUGCAUUUAGAAGUAGCACGUUUACGAGAAGAUCUGGAAUCUGAAAGAACAGCAUCAGCAACAUUAAAAGUAUGUUUAGAAAAGGAAAAGAAUGAAAAAGAUACUGUAUUAUUAAGAAAUGCUCAAGUUUCUCAAGAUAUAGAAAUUGUGAAGCAAGAAAAUAGACGACAGGAAGUAGAAAAUAUAGAGUUACAAAAUAGGAUAGAAACUUUAGAACAAAAUUUACAAAGUAAAAGUAAGGAAAUAGAACAAGCGAUGACAACGCUAGAAGAAACCAAACAGAGAAUGUUGGAAUUGGAAGAUGUGGAACAAAAUAGAAAAAAAAUGGAGAGGAAUGAAACAUUACUUAAAAGUAGCUUGAUGGAUCUUGAAGAGCAAUUAAACGAGAAAACUAAGACAAUUAAAGUCUUACAGCAACGAUUAACCGAUAUGAAAAAGACUCUUCAACGAGAGUUGAGAGUUCCGUCUUCAUCAUUGGAUAGUGAUGCUGAACCUUCUGCGGCGAUUCUCAAGCCCAGUUCGUCAAAAACAGUCACUGCCAGGCACAAUAAUACACGAGAUGAUGAUGUUAACUUUAAAUAUCUUAAACAUGUUCUCAUAAAGUUCCUAACAAGUAGGGAAUAUGAGGCCCUUCAUUUAACGAGAGCAGUUGCUACUCUUUUACAUUUUUCACCCGAAGAGGAGCGAUUAUUACAAGAAACUUUAGAAUGGAAAAUGUCAUGGUUUGGCACACGGCCUAAUCUAGGUUUUGGACAAACUGCCAAAGCUAUACCACCUAGCUGAUAGCUGAAACAAAUGUACCUUUCUAUAGGUAUUAUUAAAGUAGCUUCUAAUUCAUGGCUAAAAUCGAAGAAUUGGAUUGCAUCAAUGAUCAAUCACAAAUGAUUAUACUUAAAAGAUUAAGAAAAACAGAUGGGAAAAGUUUGUAAGCUAAAAAUUUCAUAAAUUUUGUAAAAUAUUUAACAUUUAUAAUAUGUGUAUAAUUUAUUCGCUGGAUUACAAAUAUUGAUUACAGUUAGCUUCAAAGAUGUCCAGCAAAGUACGUAGCAUCAAAUGUUAUUUAGAUAAAUUUAUAAGUUGAAUAUAGGAAAUUUUGGCAUUUGUCAAUGUAUAAAAAUGAAAUUCUUUAUAAAAUAAUUUAAGAAAAAAUAUGUGCAACGUAUUACAUCAUACAUUUCUUUUGUGUUAAAAUAUACACAAUCAUUCUGCAAUAUUCAACAUGCAAAAAUUAUAUUUAUGCUCUUUUCUGUAUACGAAUAUAUCAUAAUACGAGGCACUUCAUUGUUAAAUUGGAUA
This is a messenger RNA of Apis dorsata (giant honeybee), 3676 nucleotides long. Its product is annotated as golgin subfamily A member 1-like. Bases 878 to 3163 code for a protein of 761 amino acids. Gene Ontology annotation, cellular component: Golgi apparatus. The record is from RefSeq and is a predicted model, not a curated record. Lineage: Eukaryota; Metazoa; Arthropoda; Insecta; Hymenoptera; Apidae. The transcript has 9 exons.